ACAAAAUUCCCCCAAAUUGAAUCGCUCCCCUCCGUCGUCCUCCUCCGUAACCAUGACUCUGAACUGCCUCUCCUGUCAACUCUUACAGAGAACGGACUCCGAGAGAGACCCCGACCCGCAGCUCCAAAACUACUACUCCGGUCAGAUAGAGCCGUCGGGGAGAAGCUGGUCCGGCAACCUCUCUUUCCGGCCUCCCGAUCGCCCAAAGAAAGAAGCGCUUCGAGCCCUGCCUGAGGACCAGGCGCCUCCCGUCGCCCCCCGCCGUCUUCAUAGCUCCGGCCCCAUCUCUUUGGGCAGCAAGGAGCCGAAGCUGGUUCGAAGCUCCGGGAUGAGGAGGGAUUGGAGCUUCGAGGAUCUCAGAGCCAUUCGAGAGGAAAAAUAACCGUCUCAUACACACACUAGACCCAUUC
This is a messenger RNA of Cucurbita maxima (winter squash), 410 nucleotides long. RefSeq lists its product as uncharacterized. Lineage: Eukaryota; Viridiplantae; Streptophyta; Magnoliopsida; Cucurbitales; Cucurbitaceae. The record is from RefSeq and is a predicted model, not a curated record. Bases 53 to 382 code for a protein of 109 amino acids. The transcript has a single exon.